AUGCAUACAAGUCGGGGUGAUUUGAAGCAUGGUCAGAGUUUGGAAUAUAUUCAGUAUGGUGGAGGCGUUUCGUGCAUAAAUUGGGAAGCAAAUUUGAAGGUUGGCCGAGUUUAUCCAAAUAAGAUUGCCCUUUUAAAAACCAUCAGUUUAGCAGCUAUUACAGGCCACUUUCGAUUGAGAACUGUCCAAUCUGGGAAGCAUCGGUUGUGUGUUCGCUGUUGGCAGCUUCCUUGCCCUUGGAAAGUUCGGGCAUAUAAAGUUGGAUUACAUGAGUUUAAGGUUGUUAAAUACGAUCCACUUCAUGAAUGUGAUAUAACGUAUAUAAGUAGUCAUCAUCCUCAAGCUACGACUGAACUGCUGUCUGAUUGUGUUAAGUGGAGAUUUCAGGAUUCGCGCAACAUUUAUACAGCAGCUGAUAUCAAGAAAGAUGUGAAACAAAAUUUCGGUGUGAGCAUAAGCUACUCUACAGCGUGGAGAAGCCGAGAGUUAGCUUUCAAAAGAAUUAGAGGGUCUGCAAAAGAGUCGUAUUCCCUUCUCCCUUCCUAUUGUUAUGAAUUGGAGCGUACAAAUCCGGGAACUUUGACAUACAUUGAGACUGAUGCAACUGAUCACUUCUUAUAUUUUUUUAUGGCAAUUGGUGCAUGCAUACGAGGAUUUAAGUCGUCAAUGCGGCCCGUGAUUGCUGUUGAUGCUACUCAUUUGAAGUGCAAGUAUAGAGGUGUUUUGUUUGUUGCGACCGCAUUUGAUGGAAAUCGGAACAUAUAUCCUGUUGCCUUUGGGAUUGGAGAUUUGGAGACGGAUGCAGCUUGGGAGUGGUUUUUGAGAAAACUACAUUGUGCAAUUGGUGAUUGCUCGAAUCUCGUUGUCAUAUCAGAUCGCAAGGUUAGCAUACAGAAUGGGUUGCGUAGAGUUUUUCCUGGGGCAAGCCAUGGUAUUUGCUUUUAUCACUUGAAAGGCAAUAUCAAAGCCUCAUUUAAGUUGAAGCAGCGGGAUCCGAUAUUGGGGUAUUUUGUAAGGGCAGCUAAGUCUUAUUGUCUAGCGGAGUUCAAUCGUCACUUUUCCAGGAUAAACAAUGACGAGUGCGAACUUAUUUACUACGUGCAGGCGUCCAGAAGUGGUCUCGGGCCCAUUGUGAUGGACGACGAUAUAAUGUGA
Prunus armeniaca (apricot) is the source of this 1155-nucleotide messenger RNA. Lineage: Eukaryota; Viridiplantae; Streptophyta; Magnoliopsida; Rosales; Rosaceae. The record is from the annotation of a GenBank genome assembly.